CAAAUAAAUCGUGAGAGAUUGGAAGUUGAAUCGAACUUUGAACCGACUCUUGAGUUCAGUGAAUUGUUUGAUCGUUCUGUUGUUUUUCUUCCUCAGUUGCGGCUGCUGGUGGAGUUAGUUUGGCCUUUAUUCCUCUUCUUUAUUCUCGUGGCGGUCAGAUCCACCAAUUAUCCUGUUUAUAAAAGCGAAUGCCACUACCCCAAUAAGCCCCUCCCCUCGGCAGGUGUGUUGCCAUGGAUACAGGGCAUGUUGUGUAACAUGCAGAACCCUUGUGUCAGUUUCCCCACACCUGGAGAAGCUCCUGGACAGGUGAACAACUUCAACAACUCCACAGUGACGAAGGUGUUGGUGGAGGUUCAGUCUCUGCUGGCGGAUCCUGCUUUCUUCAGCUCUGCUAAACUGAUCUCUGAUGAUUUCAGCCAGUGGACGUCUGUCCUGCAGAACACAAACACAAGCGCAGGUCAGUCUAUUCCCCUCCGCAAUUUGCUGAAGACCAACGAGACGUUUUCAGAAUAUCUGACGAACAGCCUUUCGGUGCCAAACACAACAGUGGCGAGUCUGAUGAGGGUGAAGGUUCGGCUCGGACAGUUGCCUUCACUCUCUGCUGAUGGAGAUCUGCGCUCUGUGCUCUGCGGUCCAUCAGUCGAUCGCAUCCUGGAGUUCAGCUCAGCCAAUCAGAAAGCAGAAUUUCAGAACAUCACAUGCUCCCUGACAGCCAAUCAGCUUCUUCAAGCCAGACGAGUGUUUGUGCAGAAUCUGGACAACCUCAAACUCAUGAACGCACUUCCAUUAGCUCUGGGUCUGAACCGCAUAGAGGCAGCCGUUCUGAUGGCACAGACCAGCGCACACAUCUCCACACUCAUGACGGCGCUGCCUGACUUCAGAUCUUCAGCGCUGCUGGGAGCCGCUGGGUCUUUAGACUUCAGGUCGGAUCCGUUCGGAGGCAUCACUCAGCUGCUGUGUGGAAGCAGAUUGAACAAAACAUCCAACAUCACCAGCAGAUCAACAACAACAGGAUCUGACCAGCAAAACACACGCGCCGCAACCGCAGACAACAGCAACUCGACCAGCACCAACACCAGCGAGUUCUGUAAGAACCUGACGGACUCACUGGAGAGCUCGUCCAGCACGCGUCUCAUCUGGAGGACCUUCAAGCCUUUUCUGCAGGGAAAAAUCCUUUACACACCUGACACCAACGUCACGCGCAGGAUCAUCAAAGAGUUUGAUCAAUCAAGUCUGGACGAGGGCAUUUGCAGCGACAGCAUCAGCAGUCUGGACCCUCCAGAUGUGUCUGAUGUGAGUCGUCUGGUGCGCCGGCACGUCCCGGAGGCAGAGUUUCUGGAGGCGGUGGGUCAGGAGCUGGUUUAUGUUCUACCAUACAGCGGAGCCACAAACGGCAGCUUCGCCACACUCUUUAAAGAGCUCGACCUGGAGAAAAACACACUGGGAGUCACCAGCUACGGCAUAUCCGACACCAGCCUGGAGGAGAUCUUCCUGAAAGUGGCUGAAGACACGGGUGUUGACGUUGAAUCUCAUGAUAAGCCCAAACAAAAGCCCAGAAGCAGCUCAAGGAUAUCAGGAAAGCAGAGUAUCAGCUCAGCGCUGGAAUGCAGAGAUGCAAAAACUGUGAAAAAUGAGGCGAAGGUUAGAUUCGCUAGUCGUGUUGAGGACACGCACCGGCCCAUGUGUGCGAAUGGUAAAGGAUCAGAUGUCAUCAACGGCUGGUCACUGAUCAGACAGCAGUUUCUAGCUCUCUUUAUCAAGCGAUUCCACCAUGCUCGCAGAAGCCGGAAGGGAAUUAUAGCUCAGGUGGUGAUGCCGGCGUUCUUCGUGUGUUUGGCUCUGAUUUUCUCUCUGAUUGUUCCUCCGUUUAAUGAAUAUCCCAGUCUGGAGCUUCAGCCCUGGAUGUAUGGAGCUCCGCAGAACACCUUCUACAGUUUUGAUGGUCCUGGAGUGGUUCAGGUGGAGAAGGUGACGAACGCUUUGCUCAAUUCACCAGGAUUUGGGACUCGCUGCAUGAGCACAAACCCCAUACCUAGGUUACCGUGUGUCUCUACUGGUUCCACUAAUUGGUUCACUCCUGCUGUGGAUCCGUCCAUCAGUGAUAUCUUUGAUAAAGGAAACUGGACUAUGCAGAACCCGUCUCCCGCCUGCCAGUGCAGCACCGCAGAGCGCAGCUUCAUGCUGCCCGACUGCCCACCUGGAGCCGGGGGUCUGCCGCCACCACAGAGAACUCAAAACACCACAGACACUCUGCAGAAUGUCACCGGCAGAAACAUGACCGACUUCCUGCUCAAGACCUACCAGAAAUCAGGGAAAAUACGGUGUGGUUCUACAAUCCGGGCUGGCACUCUCUGGUGUCGUUCCUGAAUGUGGCCAGUAACGGCGCUCUGAGAGGGAAUUUGCCGGCGGGACGCAGACCUGAAGAUUACGGCAUCACCACAUUCAACCACCCGCUCAACCUGACCAGAGAACAGCUCUCAACAGCAGCACUGGCAUCGUCGUCUACAGACGUGGUGGUGGCGAUCUGCGUGAUCUUCGCCAUGUCCUUCAUACCAGCCAGUUUCGUGCUGUUUCUCAUCCAGGAACGCGUCACUAAAGCCAAACACCUGCAGUUCGUCAGCGGCGUCAAUCCCACCAUCUACUGGCUCGCCAACUUCGCCUGGGACAUGUGUAACUACAUCGUCCCGUGUGUGAUCGUCAUCAUCAUCUUCCUCUGUUUCCAACAAAAGUCCUACGUUUCUCCACCAAACCUGCCUGCGCUGAUCCUGCUGCUGGCGCUCUACGGGUGGUCCAUCACUCCGAUGAUGUACCCGUUCUCGUUCGUCUUCAGUGUUCCCAGCACAGCGUAUGUGGUUCUGACCUGCAUCAACCUGUUCAUCGGCAUCAACGGCAGCGUCGCCACCUUCGUCAUGGAGCUCUUCGACGACCCGAAUAUUACUCGUAUCAAUGACAUCGUCAAACAGGCUCUGCUGGUGUUUCCUCAUUUCUGUUUGGGACGAGGCCUGAUGGACAUGGCCAAAAACCAGGCGGUGGCCACACUCUACCAAAACCUGGGUGAAGACCGCUUCGUGAAUCCCCUCACCUGGAAUAUGGUGGGCAAGAAUCUGUUUGCCAUGUCCAUCCAGGGCGCCGUCAUGUUCGCCGUCACACUCCUGAUCCAGUACAAGUUCUUCUGCAAACCACGGUCCGUGAAGUCUCCGUUUACUUCAUCAGCGGAGGAGGAUGAAGACGUGGCCCGCGAACGAGAGCGAGUUUAUAACGGCGGAGCCCAGAAAGACCUGCUGCACAUCUGUGACCUCACUAAGGUGCUGCUGAAGAACCCGGUUCUGGCAGUGGUUCUGGACCAGACACUGGAGAACACUGGCUUCUCCUCAGCUGUGAUCAGUAAUUUCCUAUUCAACGGGCCGGAGUCAGAGCGGCCGGCGGGAAUGCCUUCAUUCGACUGGAGGAACGUCUUUAACGCCACGAGCCAAUCAGCACAGCAGCUCACGCAGAUCCUGAAGGUCUGUCUGCAUUUACUGAAGGGUGUUACAAAGUCGUGGUCUCCCACAGCACGUGAUAACCCCCUGAAUGACCUGCGGUAUGUGCGUGGAGGAUUCGUGUACCUGCAGGAUAUGGUGGAUCGAGCCAUUAUUAAACUCCAGACGGGGGUGCAGCAGACGCUCGGAGUUUACGCUCAGCAGAUGCCCUACCCCUGCUACAUGGAUGAUGCGUUUCUGCGCUCUCUGACGCGCUCCCUGCCCUUAUACAUGACGCUCGCGUGGAUCUUCUCGGUUGCGCUGAUAGUCAAGGGUGUGGUUCAGGAGAAAGAGGCGCGUCUGAAGGAGACCGUGAGGAUGAUGGGAUUGAAGAGCUCCACCUACUGGCUGAGCUGGGCCAUCAGCAGCACUUUACCCCUCGCCGUCAGCGCCGCACUCCUCACGCUCAUUCUCAAGUAUGGAAAGGUUCUGCGAUACAGUGACCCUUCGGUGAUCUUUGUGUUCCUGCUGGUCUUCUGCCUGGCCACAGUCAUGCAGUGCUUUUUCAUCAGUGUGUUUUUCUCUCGGGCGAAUCUGGCUGCCGCCUGUGGGGGCCUUCUGUACUUCCUGCUCUACCUGCCGCACGUGCUCUGCUACGCCUGGAGGGACGUGCUGGGAUUCGGAGCCAAAAUCGCAACGAGUCUGCUGUCGUGUGUGGCGUUCGGAUACGGCUGUGAGAAUUUCUCCACCUAUGAAGCUCAGGGUGUGGGGAUCCAGUGGAGCAACAUCCGCAGCAGCCCGCAGGACAACGACAGAUACUCCUUCAUCGUCUCCAUCUUCAUGAUGCUGUUCGAUGCGCUCAUAUACUGGACCCUCACCUGGUACAUCGAGAACGUCUAUCCAGGCCAGUACGGGAUUGCAAAGCCGUGGUAUUUCCCCUUCACCUCCUCAUACUGGUGUGGAUCAAGAGUGGGAUCUGAUGGCCAUCCAGACCUGCUGCAGGACCUAGAAAACCAGAGCGGUUUUCUGGAAAAGCCUCCAUCUGGCCUGAAGCCCGGCGUCUGCAUCCGGAACCUGGUGAAGGUUUAUAAGACGGGGAAUAAAUUGGCGGUGGAUGGACUGAGCCUGGACUUCUAUCAGGACCACAUCACCUCAUUUCUAGGACACAACGGAGCCGGGAAAACCACUACCAUGUCGAUUCUGACGGGUCUGUUUGCUCCCACGUCUGGAACGGCUUACAUUAACGGCUACGACAUCCGAACAGACAUGGACUGCAUCAGAAAACAGCUGGGAAUGUGUCCGCAACACAACGUGCUCUUUGACGAUCUGACGGUGGAGGAACACAUUUACUUCUAUGCCCGUCUGAAAGGCAGAAGCUCUAAAGAGGUGAAGAAGGAAAUCGAUCAGAUGAUAAAAGAUGUUGGUCUUCCUCACAAACGCAAAGACCUAGCUAAGAAUCUCUCAGGUGUGUGUGUAUCACGAUGCUGGCUUAACAAACUUAGUAUUACAGAAUUAGUUUGGAGUUGACAAAACCAAACCAGU
Danio rerio (zebrafish) is the source of this 5003-nucleotide messenger RNA. The record is from RefSeq and is a predicted model, not a curated record. NCBI's taxonomy places the organism in Eukaryota, Metazoa, Chordata, Actinopteri, Cypriniformes, Danionidae.